Molecule: messenger RNA, 668 nt
Organism: Triticum dicoccoides
Lineage: Eukaryota; Viridiplantae; Streptophyta; Magnoliopsida; Poales; Poaceae
Exons: 2
Coding region: 15-431 (138 amino acids)
Source: RefSeq, a predicted model, not a curated record
UCUUCGCGUUCGACAUGAAGAGCGAGGCGUGGAGGCUCAUUGUUCUCCCGCCGGAGCUGGAGGACAGAACAGACAGGUGGGCGGGCAAGAAGAAGCUGGUGACGGUGGAUGGCAAGUUGUGCCUGGUAGUGAUCGUGGGUGAGGAGGCGGAGGUGUGGGUGAUCACUGACUACGGCAGGCAGCAGGAGAGAUGGGAGAAGAAGAUGGCGGUGAACUUGAAGAAUCUCGGGAUGCAGGAAGGGAGAGCCCUUAUACUCAGGGAUCUCUGCUCCUCCGAGGUCGCAUUCUUCGACAGUGUAUACAGAGUGAUCUGGUACGAUUUUUGGAGGGGCAAGAUAGCAGAAGUCCCCGUGCAUCACAAAUGCAUACAAGAAGUUUUCAAGUAUGAGUCGGAUUUGGUCCCUUGGGACAUCGAUGAAAACAAAAUCUAGACUGAUGACACUGCAAAGUUUGCGUUUCGGAAGACGCGAUCUCUAGAAUUGCCAAUCUUGCAGUGGCAUCUACUCUCCGUAUCCUGGUUGAGCCUCUCUCUUUUUCGUGAGAGAAGGAAUCAACAAAUCUUGAUGAUGUCGACAAAUUCAAUUACCUCCGUCUUUGAUUAUCACCAAUUAGCUCCGUCAUUUAUUAACACCACUUCAGGUCAAUAAAUUGUGUUAAAUUUUGUUGGA